Messenger RNA from Pelobates fuscus (common spadefoot toad), 4347 nucleotides. RefSeq names its product glutamate ionotropic receptor NMDA type subunit 2A (gene GRIN2A). Gene Ontology annotation, molecular function: NMDA glutamate receptor activity. Gene Ontology annotation, biological process: monoatomic ion transport; long-term synaptic potentiation; excitatory postsynaptic potential. Gene Ontology annotation, cellular component: plasma membrane; NMDA selective glutamate receptor complex. The record is from RefSeq and is a predicted model, not a curated record. The transcript is spliced from 12 exons. Lineage: Eukaryota; Metazoa; Chordata; Amphibia; Anura; Pelobatidae. Bases 24 to 4307 code for a protein of 1427 amino acids.
UAUUGCUCUGUGCUUUAUUCAAUAUGGUGGAUCUGGGUCAAGGUGGAGAGAGAACUUCCCCAGUAUUGAACAUUGCUGUUAUUUUGGGAAAGGCCAGUUACCUUGCAGAAAGAGAUGUUCGAUCCUUAUGGGCAAGAGACAUGUCCUUGGACUUUGAUGUCAAUGUGAUCACAUUGUUAGUUAACCACACUGACCCUAAAAGUAUCAUUACCCACGUGUGUGACCUGAUGUCAGGCACAAAGAUUCAUGGUGUGGUCUUUGGAGAUGACACUGAUCAAGAAGCAAUAGCACAGAUUUUGGAUUUUGUUUCAUCUCAGACUUUAAUUCCAAUCCUCGGCAUUCAUGGUGGAUCUACAAUGAUUAUGGCUGAAAAGGAUGUGAUGUCAACUUUCUUCCAGUUUGGAGCUUCCAUCAAACAGCAAGCUAUUGUCAUGCUAAAUAUCAUGGAAGAAUAUGACUGGCAUGUAUUUUCUGUCAUAACAAGUACUUUUCCUGGAUACAGAGACUUUAUAAGUUUCAUAAAGACUACUGUGGAAAAUAGUUUUGUUGGUUGGGAAGUCGAGAAUAUAAUUACUCUGGACGCAUCUUAUACUGAUGCACAAACAUUAAUUCAACUGAAAAAAAUUCACUCCUCUGUUAUACUGCUUUAUUGUUCAAAAGAUGAAGCAACUUACAUUUUUGAGGAGUCCCGUUCACUUGGUCUAAUGGGAUAUGGCCACAUCUGGAUUGUUCCGAGUCUGGUAACAGGCAACACAGAAAUUACACCAUAUGAAUUUCCAUCUGGGUUAGUUUCCAUCUCGUAUGAUGAUUGGGACUAUGGACUGGAGGAAAGAGUUAAAGAUGGCCUGGGAAUUAUUACUACAGCUGUAUCAGCCAUGUCAGACAAGCAUUCCCUGAUUCCAGAAGCCAAGACUAACUGUUAUGGUCAAAAUGAAAGAAACGAAAUGCCAUCUCACACACUUCACAAAUUCAUGCUAAAUUUGACUUGGGAUGGCAAAGAUUUGUCUUUUACUGAAGACGGUUAUCAAGAAAAUCCAAAACUAGUUGUUAUAUUACUGAACAUGGAGAGAGAUUGGGAAAAGGUGGGAAAAUGGGAGAACAAGUCAUUACACAUGAAGUAUCCAGUGUGGCCAAGGAUUACAGCAUCAGCAGACAGUGACCCUGAUGAUAACCAUCUGAGCAUUGUCACUUUGGAAGAAGCUCCGUUUGUGAUUGUUGAAAAUAUGGACUACCUAACAGGAACAUGUGUUAGAAAUACAGUGCCAUGCCGAAAGCAUAUUCGUUUAAAUAAUUCUACAACUGAAGGAACAUAUGUGAAAAAGUGUUGCAAAGGAUUCUGCAUAGACAUUUUGAAGAAACUUUCAAAGACUGUGAAAUUUACCUAUGACCUUUACCUUGUAACCAAUGGCAAGCAUGGGAAAAAAAUCAAUAACGUGUGGAAUGGAAUGAUUGGUGAAGUGGUUUAUAAACGAGCAGUUAUGGCAGUGGGUUCCCUUACAAUCAACGAAGAGCGUUCAGAAGUAGUUGAUUUUUCUGUUCCGUUUGUUGAAACUGGAAUUAGUGUGAUGGUAUCUCGUAGCAAUGGCACAGUUUCUCCAUCUGCUUUUUUAGAACCAUUUAGUGCUUCGGUUUGGGUCAUGAUGUUUGUAAUGCUUCUGAUUGUAUCGGCUGUGGCUGUUUUUAUAUUUGAAUACUUUAGUCCUGUAGGAUAUAACAGGAACCUAGCAAAAGGGAAAGCCCCACAUGGACCAUCUUUUACUAUCGGAAAAGCUGUGUGGCUGCUUUGGGGAUUGGUCUUCAAUAAUUCAGUCCCUGUACAAAAUCCAAAGGGUACAACAAGCAAAAUUAUUGUUUCAAUAUGGGCUUUUUUCGCUGUGAUCUUUUUGGCAAGUUACACAGCUAACUUGGCUGCAUUUAUGAUUCAAGAGGAAUUUGUUGAUCAAGUGACUGGACUUAGUGACAAAAAGUUUCAGAGGCCGCAUGAUUACUCUCCUCCAUUUCGAUUUGGUACUGUCCCAAAUGGAAGCACAGAGAGAAAUAUUAGGAACAACUAUCCAGAUAUGCAUCAGUACAUGGUGAAAUUUAAUCAGAAAGGGGUGCAAGAUGCAUUAGUCAGUUUAAAGACUGGGAAGCUGGAUGCAUUCAUCUACGAUGCAGCAGUGCUGAACUAUAUGGCUGGGAGAGAUGAGGGCUGCAAGCUUGUGACAAUAGGCAGUGGUUAUAUCUUUGCCACCACAGGCUAUGGCAUUGCACUUCAGAAGGGUUCCCAAUGGAAAAGGCCAAUUGAUUUAGCUCUUCUUCAGUUUGUUGGGGAUGGUGAAAUGGAAGAACUGGAAACGUUGUGGCUGACUGGUAUAUGUCACAGUGAGAAAAAUGAAGUUAUGAGUAGCCAACUGGAUAUUGAUAACAUGGCAGGUGUAUUCUACAUGCUGGCUGCUGCCAUGGCCUUGAGUCUCAUAACUUUUGUGUGGGAACAUUUAUUUUAUUGGAAACUGCGCUAUUGUUUUACCGGAAUUUGCACUGGAAAGCCAGGACUUCUAUUUUCAAUAAGCAGGGGUAUUUACAGCUGCAUUCAUGGGGUGCAUAUAGAAGAGAAGAAAAAAUCUCCAGAUUUUAGUUUCACUGCAUCACAAACAAACAUGUUAAAACUUCUGAAAGCAUCAAAAAAUCUUUCUAAUUUGUCGAAUUUAAAUCCUUCGCAAUCAAAUUCACCAAAAAGGACAUCUGAUUAUUUUCAAAGAAGUUCCCUGUUAAUGGACAUAGUCCUAGAUAAGGGCAAUUUUAUUUACUCAGAUAACAGACCUUUUCAGCAAAAUGAUAUAUAUGCGGAUAAUACGCAUGGCAUUUCAAUGCUGGUUAGCAACAGACAGAAAGACAACCUUAAUAAUUAUGUGUUUCAAGGUCAACACCCUCUUACCCUUAAUGAGUCAAACCCAAACACUGUUGAAGUUGCUGUCAGUGCAGAACCAAAGGUAAAUUCUAGACCAAGGCAGCUUUGGAAGAAGUCAGUGGAAACAUUGAGGCAAAACCAGGGUUCAAUCAAUGAAAAUGAGACUGAAGAAAGUAAAUCAUCAAGUAAAAACAAAUCAUUUCUUCCAGAAGAUGGACAUAUUUCUGAUGCAUCGGAGACCUCAAGUAGAUCGACAUGCAUUGUGGACACUGAAAACAAUGAGAAACCUCACAAAACCAUGAACAAUUUAAAAAAUCGUUCUGUGGCCUCCAAAUAUCCCCAGGAUUGCAGUGAAGUUGAGCGGGCAUAUCUGAAAACCAAAAAAACGUCUGACAAAAUCUAUUCUAUCGACACUGACAAAGAACCUAACUUCUUAAUGGAACAGGCCCAAUAUGCAAAGAAUGCCAUUGCCCAAGAAGAUGGAAAUUAUGCUAAAGUAUUCCAAAAUAACAAUGAUAUUUAUAGAAAAAAUGCACCGUUGCAACAUGUUAAUAGGACUCCUUUGCACAAUGUAGAAUGUCUUCCAGAUAAUGAUAUACAGUACAAAUUGCAUUCUAAGCACUAUAGUUUAAAAGAUAAAAAUGCAUCGUUGACUGAAACUAAUGAGAGACCUAAACAAAACUCUACGCACUGCAGAAGCUGCCUUUCUAACGUACCCAGUUACACAAGUCAUUACUCAGCCAGAUCACCGUACAAAUGUGAUGACUGCUUGCACAUAGGAAAUCUACAUGAUAUUGAUGAAGAUCAGAUACUGCACGAGACACACAAUUUAAUGUAUGCUGAUGUUGUUUACGAGCACAACUGGAAUGAGAAUGACGAUCCACACUUUCAGAAAAAGAAUACAUUGAGAAUCAACAGGCAACAUUCGUGUGACAACGUCAAUAAGCCAAGGGAACUAGAAGUCAGGAGGCCAUCACGCAGUAUAAGUUUGAAAGAUAAAGAAAGGAUUGUUCAGGAAAACCCAUUUGCUAAUUUUCUUAUUUAUCCACCUGAAAAACAAUUAAGGAAUAAGUCAAAUAAGCAAAGCAAGUACUUUUAUCCUGACAAUUCACCUGAAAAUCAUUUUUUGCAUUCUCACCAGGACACGCAUUCACUGAGUUGUGGAAGGAGUGCAACUGACAUGUACAAAUCUUCAACGACAAAAUCAGCAAAUGAAAAUUAUUUACGAUCAUCCGUUAAAUCCACUUCAUCUUUUUCUUCACGGGAAGGGACAGUACCCAAUGAUAUUAGCAUUUCUAAUUAUGCCCUGCCUUAUGCCCCAAGUAAAAAUACUGUGUACUCCGCUCCUAUGGGUGUAAAGUCCUCCAACAACAGACGCGUAAUUAAGAAAAUGCCUAGUAUUGAAUCAGAGGUUUAAAUUGUUUACUCUAUGUGCCAAAUUUUCUCCUUAAGCUACU